AGGCUACAGGAGUUUGAAAGCCUGCCAGACUCUUUGGUUGUCCUGGAUUAAAAGAUGGGAAUUUUUUAAUGCUGAGAAUUUCCUGCCCGAUAAUGGAAUGACAAAUAUACAUAUAUAUGAUUUCCCAGGAAGAAAAGGGAUCCUUGCUGUACAUCAGGGUGAGUGAUGGCCAAAUUAUUCCUGAGACAGCAUGGAUUCUUCCCUUCCUGUCUUCCUUCAAGGACUAAUCUUAAAUAUUAGUGUGUGACAGGCCAUGGAGAUCCAGGAAGAAAGAUCUCAGGCCUCCCCCUGGAGCUUGGGGUGCACAUCACAGAUAGGCAGGGUGGAAUAGUGAUGUGGGGCCAGAAUACCAAAAGGGAGCCCUAGGAGGAUAGAUAGGAGACCAAGCUUGGGGCUCCUGGCUCCUAUGACAGGGCUCCUUUCAUCCUGUGAUAUUUCACCCCAGAGCACCAUCUGGGCAUCUGAAAACUGAUGAUAGGACACCCUUUCCUGCACGAUCCUGCCUGUGCAUGGCCUGGACACAAGCCUGAAGUGAUGGGCCCAUUGAUCACAGGACUGAAAUCCGUGUGAGCCCCACUCAAUCCUUUGCUAUUAAUUCUUGAUCUCAUGUAUGUGUCAUAGUGACCGGAAGCUGGCUAACACACACUAGUAGAAGACUAAUGAGACAUCAUUGCAGAAUCCCAAAACUGCACAAAAUCCACCUCUGUAAAGUCCAAUUUAUUUGGUGCCUCAAGGCUGCCCCAUAAUCUGUCACAUUUAGGUAACUUGUCUGUCUUUCUGGCCACCUUAUCUAUGUGGCCCCAUUUGCUCAUUUGAUUAAAUGUGUACCUGCUAGACCCCCCCCCCCCCUUCUGCGUGUUCAUGAGUACAGAGGAAAAGUAAGCUGUUUGAUCGACCAUGAGGAAGGAGGAACAGGAAGAGCAAUGUUACAGAUUCCCGAGAGAAACAGAGAGAUGACAUGCCCACCAGCUCGUCUCUUGCAGCCCAGAGGAGGGGGACCAGAAGGUUCAAGGGAACAAAGAGAUAGUCUAACAUCAGGAUGCACAAGUCUCACUAGACGUGGAAGGUGGAUGGACAUCAUCAUCACUUGUGAGCUCCUGGUCGAAACUGAAAAGCUACUUGUGGGCAGAGUUUCACUAACCUCCAUGACGGAGACCAUGAAAUGCAGGUAUCCUCAUUACCCAGAUUUAUACUCACAAGAAAACACCACAGGAAUAUUUUAGACUUCUCUAGCCUCAUCCUUCUCACUCAUCCCAUUCUCUCUCUGUAAGAGAGUGAAAUAAUAAGUCAGGAGUUAGGACCCAGAGAUGUUUUAGCCUCACAAGACCUGACAGCUCACUGGGCAUCAGUGAAGUGCACUUUAAGAAACCCACACGGAAGGGAGAUGACCUGUGACUAUUUUCAUCUCAGGCAGCUGGUCAUGAUCCCCUUGGGUUCCAUCUGGACUUUGAACCACUUGUAUUUUGUUUUUCAACCCUGCUCCUUUCCAGGGGCAAUGCUGUGUGGUUGAAAGGAAGAAAUCACCUCUCUAAAGCAGACAUCAUGCCAGGCUUUUUCCUGGUCCUUCUGGUUCUCAGUGUCACUCUCUCAGGUUCCCGGGUGACUCUUACAGCCACCGAAGAACUCAGCUCCAUAGCCGAACAUGAAGACGCCCUCCUCAGACAUUUGUUCCAAGGUUAUCAGAAAUGGGUUCGCCCUGUGCUGAAUUCCAGUGACACCAUAAAAGUGUAUUUUGGAUUGAAAAUAUCUCAGCUUGUGGAUGUGGAUGAAAAGAAUCAGCUGAUGACAACCAAUGUGUGGCUCAAGCAGGAAUGGACAGACCAAAAAUUACGCUGGAAUCCCGAAGAAUAUGGUGGAAUUAAUUCGAUAAAGGUUCCGUCAGAAUCGCUCUGGCUUCCUGACAUAGUUCUCUUUGAAAAUGCUGACGGACGUUUCGAAGGUUCCCUCAUGACCAAGGCCAUCGUGAAAUCCAGUGGGACCGUCAGCUGGACUCCCCCUGCCAGCUACAAAAGCUCCUGUACCAUGGACGUCACGUUCUUCCCAUUCGACAGGCAGAACUGCUCCAUGAAGUUUGGAUCCUGGACUUACGAUGGGAACAUGGUGGACCUCAUUCUGAUCCACGAAAAUGUUGACCGGAAAGACUUUUUUGAUAACGGAGAGUGGGAGAUACUAAAUGCAAAGGGGAUGAAGGGCAGCAGAAGAGAAGGUGUUUAUUCCUACCCGUUUGUGACCUACUCUUUUGUUCUGAGACGCCUGCCGUUGUUUUACACGCUCUUUUUGAUUAUCCCCUGCCUGGGGCUGUCUUUUCUCACGGUCCUGGUGUUCUACUUACCUUCUGAUGAAGGGGAAAAGCUUUCACUCUCAACCUCGGUUUUGGUUUCUUUGACGGUGUUUCUUUUAGUAAUUGAAGAAAUAAUCCCGUCUUCUUCGAAAGUCAUCCCUCUCAUCGGGGAGUACCUCCUCUUCAUUAUGAUUUUUGUUACCCUGUCCAUUAUUGUCACAGUUUUCGUCAUUAACGUUCACCACAGAUCUUCUUCAACCUACCAUCCCAUGGCCCCCUGGGUGAAGAGACUGUUUCUGCAAAAACUCCCGAGAUGGCUUUGCAUGAAGGACCCCAUGGACCGCUUCUCCUUCCCCGAUGGAGAGGAGAGGAAAGCAGCCGUGAGAGGCAAAGUCUCAGGGAAAAAGAAACAGACGGCUGUUAGUGAUGGAGAAAGAGUUCUGGUCACUUUCCUGGAAAGGGCCGCUGAGUCCAUCAGAUACAUUUCAAGGCACGUGAAGAAGGAGCAUUUCAUCAGCCAGGUAGUGCAAGACUGGAAAUUUGUGGCUCAAGUUCUUGACCGGAUCUUCCUGUGGCUCUUUCUGACGGUUUCAGUUUUGGGCUCCAUUCUGAUUUUUAUUCCAGCCUUGAAGAUGUGGCUGCACCGUUUCCAUUAGGAACGACUCUCCAGAUCCACUUAGAAGACACGCAGAGAUAAGUCUCACCUUAGGACUCACAGUGGCUGGCAUGUUCACAGAACGCAGAUGUAUGCACUAGCUCUAGUGUCCUCAUCCUGUCACCUGAGCUUCCUGUGAUGGAAGGACUCCGAGAAAAUGUCGCUUUGAUCUAAUGUGAUGGGUUGCUGCCAUUGGAAGUGGAUUUGGACAAUUCAAGAGGGACUCCAAGUUACAUUCAUGAGGCCCCAAACUCCUGCAUCUAUUCAUUCCCACACUCCUGCACAUCUCUAUCCCCUGAACUCCUGCAUCUGCUUAUCCCCUGGACUCUUCCAUCUGCUCAUCCCCAAAUGCCUGCAUUUUGCCCAUCCUGGUACUCCUGGUAUCUUCCCAGACUUGGUGGUUGGCCUGAGCUGCAUACUGGUGUGUGGUACUUACUUCUCUACCAGUGUGGGUGAACACAUUUUGACAACAAUUUCAGGAUUUAUAUAGGUACACUUCUUGGCUUAGAACACUGUAAGUACAAUGGUCCAAGAUGCCACUUGUCAAUGAAUGUCCCACCAAUAUGGCAUUCAACAGCAAGAGAGAGACACUGAGACUUGGGCUUUUGAAACCCCCAAACCCACCCUCAAUGACAUACUUUCUCCAACAAGGCCACACCUACUUCAGCAAGGCCACACCUCCUAAUCCCUCUUAAGUAGUGCUACUACCUGAUGAUUAAGCAUUGACAUAUAGGAGCCUAUGGGGGUCAUUCCUAUUCAAACCACCACAGAUAGAAUUGGUUUCCACUGAGUCUUCUGCCUUCACAUCCCCCCCCCUCCCUGCCACCCGUGUCUCAUUCCUUUCCUUACCGCACCCCAUGGCUCCUCUAGGACUGAGGGGGAGCAUCGAUCAGAUUGACUUUGCUGCUGCUAAGAAUCCCUCCCAUGUUUUGUUAAAAGAGUCUGUUCUCCGCAGUGAUGAAAGCCUGUCUGCUCUGCUUAUUUUAGACAUGGUUCUUCUAAGCAGUUUGUUCCUGAUAUUUGAAAACCCCAAUCUCAGGUUUUAUUUUUAGAUUAUUGUCAUUGCAACACACAGUAAGAGUUCAGUCUUCUUAUUUGUAUUAGUCCAUGCUUUUUUCUUUCCUAAUCCUCUCAAGCUUGUCUUUUUAUCUUUAGACCUGGAUAUGUCACAGCAUGUCUAAGCAAUGAUGUCCAUCCAUCUCUGUCCAUCUCUCUGUCCUUCUCUUCCCCCUCCUUCCUUUCCCCUUUCCUCCCAUCUCCUCCUCUCUGCCUUCAGUGACUAAUGUCUUCAAACUAUGCAGAUCUUCUUCAGUUUCUUUUACUGUCUUUCUCCAUUUUCUCUCUUUUCCUCUUGACAUUUCUGGUAGGGACCUUGUCAUUGCUGGACCUGCUCUCCGUGUUUAUUAACUGAUUGACUCUUUUCUUAUGCUUUUACAUUCUUUUUCAAAAUACAGUAUUUUCUUAAUUCUUUGAAAAAUUUACACAACAUAUUUUGAUCCUACUUAUCUCCGAUAUUCCUACCCCCCAAUUUCUCCCUGAUCUACUCCCUAACUCUAUCCUCCAACUCCAUGCUCUAAUGUAUGUAUGUAUGUAUGUAUGUAUGUAUGUAUGUAUGUAUGUAUUUAUUUAAAUAUCCCUUUGAUUCCAGUUUGUGCUGCCUGUAUACUCUGGUGUGGCUCCAGCUCUUGGUCACUGAGGAACCCAGGCCCCUGCAGGGACCCAUACUUUGACUAUUCUGCAGCCAUGACAGCCUGUGGAAAACACCCAACAGAAUGUAGGCCCUUGGCACAGUGUGAGGUGCCCUUGAGUCCCCAACCUUGAGCCUAGCUCUAGUUAUAGGAAAACCCUAACAGGUAUCCUCAUAAAGUAAAAGAAGCCAAUUAAAAGUUAAAGCAAGUGGGGUUAUGAUAAAGAAAAAAUGUAUUAGUCAUAACAACCACCAAAAGAGAUAAUAGUUUUCUUGUAGCUGCAAAUUAACCAAGGACAGCACCUCCAGAUGGGAGGUGCAUCAAUCCUGAGUCUGCUCCUACAUAGUCUGAAGACCCCCAACCCCACCUUGCUUCACCAAUGUUGCUUUACUCCCUAUAAAUACUCUGUCCCCUUGCUACUUGGGGUCUCUCCUGCUCUGCUGGCUGCUGCGUCAGAUGAAUAGAGAGUCCCGAGUUAACUCAUAACAACACAAAGACUCUCUGCUUUUGCAUCGGAUUUGGUCUCAGCGGUCUUUGGGGGACUCUGGCUACAUCAGUCCCAUCUCUGCAGCUGGUCCCCUUCUGGCCGUUUGAGUUGGUAUGUGUGAGUAAGGUCGGGCGGAAGUCCUUGUUUAUAGCCUCUUGUUCACAUCACACACCAGAAGUGGUACAGGGGACGUCUUGGCUCUCAGGCUGCCAGUAUCAGACUUCCACCUCUGGCUCUACAGCCUGCACCAACCCCUCCCUGCUUAUGGUAAUUCAGUUCUUGGUCACACUUCUCUGGCUUGUCUUUCUUAGACUCUUCAGAUGGUCUUUAAGUGUGUGUGUGGAAGGGAUGGUUUAAACCCAGGUCUGGAGUUUAGGGAGCUUAGCCAUAGCCAGUUGAAGGAGAAUGUUUGCCUCAGCCUCUUCAGAACCUGUUGCAUAGCCUACACUGCCCCCUCCCUACCCCUUCCCUACACCUGCUGCCAAUAGUGUGCUUGGAUCUGGUUCCAUCCAGUAUAUGAGAUGGAUUUGUAAAGAAAUGAGUCAACACAGUGAAAUAAAAUCUAGGGAACAAGGCUUGUUGGUCCUAGCUUUGUGGCUAGCCAGCAGUGUGAGCACUGAGCCUUAAACUAGCUGUGUGCCCUAGAGGACUUCAGCGUGUGGGUCAGCAGCAAGAGGUGAGGAUGCGUGACCUUUGAAGUUCUUCUCAGUCCUACACUCUAUGUCAUGGACACUUGCUCUGGAGCUUCCUCAGUGUUGAACCACAGGGCUCCUCACAGCAGCUUUGAUCCUCAGAGAGGCUGUAAUCUGCUUUGUGGCUACCUCAGGACAGAAAAUCAAGGCUUAGCUAGGACUUCCUGAAUGAUAAUGUGGAUAAAAGGACAAAUAGUUAUUAUCCCCCCUCCCGUCACCUUGACUUUGACUCAUCAUGUUUUACCUGCUGAUAUGCUAGGAAAACAGCCCCAUUAACAUCAGAAAAAGUGUUUAGAUCUGAAUCUAGUUUUACAUUUUGAAAAAUACCAGCAUGAGUCGUUUUCCGCAGCAAACCUUUUCUGACAAAAUCAAAUACAGAGAAGGCUGAACCUCAGUGUGCGCAGGUGGCUUAUUUUUACUAGCGGCUAAAGUGGAAGAUGAUAUUAAUAGUUCAUAUAGAAAAGGAUAAAUAUUUGCAUAUUGUAAUGAUCCUGGGAGAGUACUCCAAAAGAUAAUGUUAAAGCAGGGAAAUUUUAGGCUUGGAGAGAGGGUUCAGCUCAUAAGGGCUGUGUCUCCCAAGCCCGAGGAUCUGAGUUUAAUGCCCAUGGUGGAAGGAGAGAACUGACUUCCAUUAAGGUGUUUUUUAAUGCCACCUCUGCAAAUGCCUUAGUGUAUGUGUGCACACACAAGCAUAUGCUUUUGCACCGGACACACACACACAUGCACACGCACACGCACACACAAAUAAAUAUAAAGGAAAGUUUAAAAAAAUCAAUUCUACUUGUACAGGAAGAAAAAUCUGUGGGCAAAAUUUGACAGCUGAUCCGAAUCAGUGGGUGUUGCAAGACCUGAACAGGCAGACAGCUUCUUCCGUUGAUCUCAUCCUUUGGCUCUCUGCUCCCAUCCCACACCUCCUGAGGGGUCUUCACAGAACACAGCCCCAGAGACCUCCCAGUCUCUGGUGUUUUGAUUUUCACUGUGUGGUUUAGAACGGGAUUGUUUUUGUUUGUUCUGUUUGGUGAGGGUGAAUUCCUUACCUGUGCCAGUGUUACCUCCCUUAUAUCCCCAACGUGUCUCAUAGGGCUGAGUGUGCACAUCAGGCUUAGUCAAUGUAUUUUCACUAAUCAGAUCAGAUCACAGAAGGUUUUUGUUUUAAGGUCGUAAUUUAAUUAUAACAUUUCUCCCUUCCCUUUCUUUCCUCUGAACCCUCCUGUAUUCCUCUCCCCACUCUUUCAAAUUUAUGGCCUCUUUUUUUACUAAUUGUUAUUGCAUGCAUAUAUGUAUUUUUAAUAUGCAUAUAUGUUCCUAAAUGUAACUUGUUCAGUCUGUAUAAUGCUACCUGCCAUGUAUGUUUUCAGGACUGACCGUUUGGCACUAGACAAUCAAUGGGUGUGCUCUUCCCUGAGGAAGACCAUUUCUCCCAUUCCUACCCGAUCUUCAUUUAUCUAUGUAUGGUUCUUUGUGUGGGGUUGAGGCUUUCUCCUACCCAGUCUGGCAUGUUCCUUGGUCUUAUCUUUGUUCAGCUCACAUUUUGGCAGUCAUAUUGGUGAGACUUUAUGGAUGUAGCUUCUGAUAUUACAAAGAGACACAGAAAACUCCCCGAUCUUCCGGCUCUUACAAUCCUUCUGCCCCCUCUUUGGCCAUGUUCCCUGAGUCAUAGGUGUGGGAGUGUUUUGUAGGUGUAUCAGUUGGGACUGUGCUCCACAAUUCUGCAUUUUGAUUGGUUGUGGUUUUCUGUAGUAUUUUCCAUCUGUUGCAAAAAGUUUCCUUAAUGAGGGUGAAGACUACACUUAUCUGUGGGUAGAAAGACAAAUGGUUUUGGAUUGUUGUUAGGGAUUAUGCUAGCUUAGUGAAUUAGUGGUUGUGGAUUCUCCUCUAAUAACCAUGACUUCACUAGCACUGACUAGUUAGCUAGGGUUUUAGCCCCAGGCAUUAUUUUCCUUUUGUCGUGUGAUUUUUUUUUUUUUUAAUUUUUCAAGACAGGGUUUCUCUGUGUAGCUCUGGCUGUCCUGGAACUCACUCUGUAGACCAGGCUGGCCUUGAACUCACAGAGAUCUAUCUGCCUGCCUCUGCUUCUCAAGUACUGCAUUAAAGUUGUGUGCGCCACCACCGCCUGGCUUGUUGAGUGGGUCUUAAGUCCAACUAGAGAGCUGUUGGUUACUAUCAAGGUGUGCGUGCCACGACUGCACCUGUCGUGUUAUCAUGACUUGUUGGUCAUUGAUGUGGUUCAUUGGUGUCAUAGUUGGGCAGGACUGUUGGCUGCUUCCUUGCUUUGGAAGCUUCCAUGGCACCUUCUGGACACUAGAAGUGUUUGGUGGGAUUAUCCACAUGGCGUACCCUUGUGUAGCCUGUCCCCACAUUACUAUUUCAGUGCAUUGUCUUCAAUGUGUACCUUGAGAGAAUUAUUCAUUCUCUUUUUUGUAAG
Molecule: messenger RNA, 8228 nt
Organism: Peromyscus maniculatus bairdii (prairie deer mouse)
Lineage: Eukaryota; Metazoa; Chordata; Mammalia; Rodentia; Cricetidae
Gene: Chrnb3
Product: cholinergic receptor nicotinic beta 3 subunit
Biological process (GO): monoatomic ion transmembrane transport
Cellular component (GO): postsynaptic membrane
Molecular function (GO): transmembrane signaling receptor activity; acetylcholine-gated monoatomic cation-selective channel activity
Source: RefSeq, a predicted model, not a curated record